Molecule: messenger RNA, 2421 nt
Organism: Phaedon cochleariae (mustard beetle)
Lineage: Eukaryota; Metazoa; Arthropoda; Insecta; Coleoptera; Chrysomelidae
Source: the annotation of a GenBank genome assembly
AUGAGGGCUCACAAGAUUACGCUUCAAGCUAUAUGGCAGAUUUUAGCUCCACAGAUCGUGUCUUUCUUUGAAGAGCAUGGCGUCGAUUCUGCAGAGUUCAUGCGCAUAUCAGAGGAACCCCUGCAGUUGAAAUAUUUUCUUCAAAGUGAAAAUAACUUGCAAUUAUUGUCUGAGUUUUUAGAGGAGAAGUCCAAAGAAAGCCCAAAUUUUGAAUUUUGGUGGUCCUACAUGGACAUGAUCCUGACAUUACUAAUGUUCACGAGGGGGAUCCGAGAUGGAAAGUGGAUGACAUACCGAGCAGCUCUUACAAAAAUGCUUCCAUUCAUCGCCCGAUAUGACCACGGAAAUUACUUCAGAUCUCUCACAGCGUACAUCUGUGACAUGAAUCAGUUGCCGGCCGAAGUUGAAGAAGAGUUCUUGAAUGGAGACUUCGCAGUGCUACGUUCCCCGCAGAAAUUUUCACAAGUUGAUCCAGACCAUGCACAAGAAUGGGUUGUCGGCAUCAGCAAGGGUGCCGGUGGAUUAGUCGGGAUAACUCAAGAUGCAUCCACGGUUCAGCGCUGGGCUUUAUCGUUCCACUGGAGAGGAGAAAUCACUCAGAAAACCUACGCUAUGUAUGGACAAGGCCUAUCGAAAACCGGUUGGGAGGAGAAACUAGGUCGAAGAAAAAGAGAUAACUCUGAUGAAAAUGCACUCCUCAAAGUUAUGCAGUCAUUCCAUUUGAUGGACCCUACGGCUCCUAGCUCAAGUGUCUGCAACGUCGCCACUAAAGACCGGGCAACCAAAGAAAUUCAGACAUCGCUCCUUGAAGCGAAGAAGCGCGGAUCAGAUCUGGUUAUCAACUUUGUAAAUCAGCGUCUUAUUGUUCAAGAGUCGUCUGAAAAACCUGUCGAAAGUUUUUAUGCUAAAAUACCAAAAAACUCUGCUUUAACUCUCUCAGACCUCUUCAAAGUUAAGGACACUAAAGAUCGGAAAAAGGUUGUGGAGGCUGACAGGGAUGUUUUACGUCGUCUAAUUGUAGCUUUCGAAGCAGGCAGACAAAUUGACUUGCCCUCCAUUUUGAAGCACGAGCUUCUUUCAGUACCCUUAUCGAUAGCGGAAAUGGAUGGCACCCUCAGAUCGUCUGAAAAAGCAUCGAUGAUAAAACUCGUUGCUGAAGGCGUGGAAUGCCCAAACUCCAUUAACAUUGAUCGGAACACUUCGCAACUGAUUAUAGACGGUCAAGCUUUAGUAAACAGCAUAGGGAAACCAGCAACUGCCACUACUUUCGGAGACCUCGCAGCAAUAUUCAUUGACAGGGUGGUUCACCUUGGAAGACCGUAUGCCAGAGUCGACAUCCUUUUUGACCGGUAUCGUCCCAAGUCGAUCAAAAGUGGGACCCGCUGCAGACGGACCAGGGGAGCUGCUCCAGUCAGAAGGGACAUCACAAGUACAGCCAUUCCACUGCCAAAAAAUUGGAAGAAUUUCCUAGCACUGGGGGAAAACAAGGCCGACCUAGCCCGCUUCCUCUCUCAGGAAGUUCUCCAACAUGUCUUUAAUGACAUCGAAGUUGUUGUUUCCGGAGGACUCAUACAUGAAGAGGAUGUGCGAUCAACCAACCCCGAAUCCGACGUCAGUUCCCUAGCAGCGACACAUGAAGAGGCAGAUACACGCGUUGUACUACAUGCUGUCCACUCUGAUGCUGACAACAUCGUCAUCAUGGCCAGGGAUACCGACAUUUGUUUGCUGUUGAUCCAUCACUUUGACAAAAUGACCAGUUCUAAAGUGUGGAUGAUGAGUGGCACAGCGAAAGAAAGAAAGUAUCUCCCAAUACAUGAGAUUUGCAACAUUCUCCCUAAUGUUCAAAAGAAGAACAUCUUGGCGUUUCACGCAGUUACGGGUUGCGACUCGACGUCUCACCUUGCAACGAUAACGAAGAAAGCAGCGUGGAAAAACUUCAAUGGAACGGCCUGCCAACUUUUAGACAACCUAGGGCACUCUCCGCUAACUCCCUCAUCGAAGGCGAAUGCAGAGAAGUUUCUCGUUCAGCUCUAUAAGGUGAAUAAAGAUGUAUCUAGCGGGGAUGAAGCCAGAUAUCAACUUUUUGGUGUUGUGAAAAAGCCAGAAGCCUUACCUCCAACAAGCGAUGCGCUGCGGCUACACCUCCUAAGAUGCCAUUACCAGGUGAACGUGUGGGAAAAUGCUCAUCAUGCCCGACCGGAGGUGAUGGAUCCUGAGUCAUAUGGGUGGAGGCUUCACCAAGACGAGUACAUUCCCAUCCUUAUGACACUUGAGCCCGUUCCCAAAGCUUGCACGGACAUUUUAACCUGUAAUUGUUUGUCCCACUGCCUGACAACAAUGUGCACGUGCAAGAAGAAUGGACUGACUUGCACCAAGUUGUGCCACCGCUCUCACCAAUGUCUUAACUCUUCAAAUGGUUGA